AUGACGCGCCACGACAUCGAGGUACUGGACACCAUCGGCACUCCGGACUACCUCGAUGGCGACUUGUCCGCGGACGACGUCGACGUCGUGCCACACAUGCGCCCGCCCAAUCCUGAGGAAUCGGAAGUCCUGCCUUCCCAGGUGCACCCAUCCUAUCCAUAUGGAAACCCGUUGAGUAUCAAACACCCGGCGUCGCUCCCCCGGCGGCCGUACGACCCAGCCUCGCGCGCCCUGUUCGAAGACAUGGGCUACGGCGGUGGCGGCGUCAACGGGUCGCUGCGCUGGAGAGAUCUCGCGCUCGACUUGCUGUUCCCGGUCGACCAGGCACGGGAGGAAGCCGAGAAGGCGGCACAGGCCCGCAAGAUGGCCAGCGGCACUACGUCUAACCACCCGCCCGCGCAGCAGCCGGGGCCUCCGCCGGCGGACCAGACCAUAGAGGAUGACGAGGAGGAAAACGACGAAAACGAAGAUGACGAAGGCGACGGCGAGGGAGAAGGCGAGUCGAGCUACGACGAUGAUGAAGAGUAG
Messenger RNA from Trametes versicolor FP-101664 SS1, 528 nucleotides. RefSeq lists its product as uncharacterized. Lineage: Eukaryota; Fungi; Basidiomycota; Agaricomycetes; Polyporales; Polyporaceae. Bases 1 to 528 code for a protein of 175 amino acids. The transcript is spliced from 3 exons. The record is from RefSeq and is a predicted model, not a curated record.